AUGUCCUUCAAGAAAGUGGUCUCGAUCCUGGUGAUCUGCGUGGUCGCCGUGCAGGGCGCUAGUGUGGCGCGAAAGGCCGACACGGCCGCCUCGGUGGCGGACGAGCUGAGCUGGUCCUGCGUGAACAACGUGUCCUGCGUUGCCGGGCUGGCGAAGGACGUCAUCCAGAAGCUGCAGUCGCGCCGUUCGGUCGACUUUGGCGUGUUCAGCGUGCAGCCUCUGGAGCGCAUUCCGCUGAGCGUUGAAGGACGCUCGUCGGGAGCUCUGGACUUCCUCAGCUCGCACGCCCUCAAGGUCCCGCUCGGUCCGAUGGUGGUCAACGUCGAGCGUUCGGCUGACUAUCCCAACUUUGUCGAGGUGUCGCUGCUCAAGAAGGACGAUGGAGCCCGCGGUAGGACCCGCAAGCACAUGCGCUUCUUCGUGCCCGCCUUCCUGGUCUUCAGCCAGAUCGGUUGGUACGCGCUGGCCAUCGCCGGUGUGAAGCUGCUGGCGAUUAAGGCCUUUUUGGUCGCUAAAAUUGCCCUAAUUGUCGUUGCGAUGAUGACGUUCAAGAAACUCAUGGAACCAGUCGCUGUCAUGCCAGCACCGUACUUUGACCACCCGGAGCCGUUCAUGAUGCCGUACGGUAUGGACUUCCACCAUGGAUUCCCGGGCGCCGCCAACGACAUGUACUCGAUGGGACUGGGAGGCCACCUCGGACACCACGACGGCCCGUCGGCCCUGCACGCCUCCGAGGGAGGUCUCGGUGCCGCCAGCAACGUCAAUCCGUCGGUGGUGGACGCAGCGUCGGCCGCCUCGGACAAAUCGGCCAGCUCGCCAGCCCAGCCAGCGUCGGUAGUCGCCAGCGGCAACGAGCGCCAUCACUUCGGCGCCAGCAGCAAAAUCAAGCGACAGGACUUCUACCCGCAGGCGCAGUCGGCCAAGUACCUGUGA
Messenger RNA from Anopheles coustani, 933 nucleotides. RefSeq lists its product as uncharacterized. The transcript is spliced from 3 exons. The coding region runs from base 1 to 933 and encodes 310 amino acids. Lineage: Eukaryota; Metazoa; Arthropoda; Insecta; Diptera; Culicidae. The record is from RefSeq and is a predicted model, not a curated record.